Molecule: messenger RNA, 3071 nt
Organism: Lycium ferocissimum
Lineage: Eukaryota; Viridiplantae; Streptophyta; Magnoliopsida; Solanales; Solanaceae
Product: putative glycerol-3-phosphate transporter 5
Exons: 2
Coding region: 91-1596 (501 amino acids)
Biological process (GO): transmembrane transport; phosphate ion homeostasis
Cellular component (GO): membrane
Molecular function (GO): transmembrane transporter activity
Source: RefSeq, a predicted model, not a curated record
CAUAAACCCCACAUACAAAGAUUUGAUUUUUAUGAUUUACAUAAACCCCACAAAGAUUUGAUUUUUAUGUAUGUAUGAAACUGAAAAAACAUGAUGGAACUUAAACCCUUUAAUUUAGUUCCAUCUACAAAGCAACCACCAGGUUUAAAUCUAUUUCCAAGUCUCAAUCCACCUGAAAAAACCUUAACUUUCCACAAAUUUUUAGUCCUUUUCCUUACAUUUAUAGCAUAUGCAGCUUUUCAUGCAUCUAGGAAACCACCAAGUAUAGUAAAAUCAGUUCUUGGACCUGAGAUUAAAGCUAUUAAUGGCACUGGAUGGGCCCCAUUUAAUGGUCUAAGUGGACCCCACCGUUUAGGGGAACUUGAUCUUGCAUUCUUGUUAGCAUACUCAAUUGGGAUGUAUUUUGCUGGUCAUAUUGGUGAUAAUAUUGAUUUGAGAGUUUUCUUGAGUGUUGGGAUGUUGGGUAGUGGGCUUUUGGUGAUUGCUUUUGGUUUAGGUUACUUUCUUGAUGUGCAUUGGCUUGGGUUUUUUCUAAUUGUUCAGGUUUUAUGUGGGCUUUUUCAGUCUAUUGGUUGGCCUUGUGUUGUUGCUGUAAUGGGAAAUUGGUUUGGGAAAGCUAAAAGGGGUUUGAUAAUGGGAGUUUGGAAUUCAAAUACAUCUGUUGGUAAUAUUAUUGGUUCUUUAGUUGCUUCAUCUGUGUUGGGAUUUGGUUGGGGUUGGUCUUUUUUAUUGCCCGGGAUAUUCAUUUUAGUUGUGGCGGUAUUGGUUUAUAUGUUUCUUGUUGUGAGUCCUGAUCAUAUUGGUCUUGAAUUGGAUUCGAAGGAGAUUGAGAUGAAUGUGGAGGGAGUUGCAUUGGUGGGUCCGGAAACGGGUGAAGCUGAAGAGGAGGGGGGAGUUGUGGGAUCUGAAAUGGAGGAGGGUGCUGGUGCGAUCGGGUUCUUGCAAGCCUGGAGGUUACCAGGAGUGGCACCGUUUGCGUUCUGCUUAUUUUUCUCUAAGCUAGUGGCCUACACUUUUUUGUACUGGUUACCGUUCUACUUAAGGCAUACAGUUGUUGCUGGUGUGCAGCUGUCUCACAAAAGUGCUGGGAUCCUUUCGACAAUUUUCGAUAUUGGAGGAGUCGUCGGAGGGGUUUUGGCAGGAGUUACAUCCGACAUAAUCGAAGCUCGUGGGGUUACUUCCAUUGUAUUCUUGUUGUUAUCAAUACCGGCUCUUCUUUUUUAUCGCUUAUACGGGAGUGUAUCUAUGUUUACCAACAUUUCUUUGAUGCUCAUUUCUGGUGCACUCGUCAAUGGUCCUUAUUCGCUUAUUACCACAGCAGUUUCAGCAGAUCUUGGUACUCAGAGCCUGAUAAAAGGGAACUCACGUGCGCUAGCUACUGUGAGUGCAAUUAUAGAUGGUACUGGUUCGGUGGGGGCCGCUCUCGGGCCACUUUUAGCUGGAUAUAUUUCGACUAGGGGAUGGAACAGUGUGUUUGUUAUGCUAAUUCUUUCAAUAUUCAUUGCAAGCCUAUUUUUAAUCCCUAUUGUGAAAAAUGAGAUCAAAGGAAAGCUGAAUGAAGGGAAAUGGCUUUGGAUCAGCAUGAUUAAAAGGUGAUUCAGAACCUCUUGAAGGCAAAACUACCUCUAUUCGAUUAUGAAAAUGGUUCAUGAUUUGAACCUUUGAGUAGUUCAGCAGUUCACUAUUGUUUGUAUAGAUUCUUAGAGCUCCUUAUUGAGAAAUGAGGAACUCAAUAUUGGAUUCCUGAAGCUGUCAUUCAUGCAUGCCCUUUUCUGGGUUGCGAUUUUCACACAGCAGAGAGAUUACUUUUUUUUUUCUGGGAUCAGUUAGUACAGCAUAGUGGAUACUUAUACAUGGUUGUUCAUUACUGGCAAGCUGACUUACGUGUAUAUUUCCUGUGCCUUCUGGUGUUUUCUUAUAGCAAAAGGUGAAUGUAUUGCUGGUUCGUUGAAACUAUUUCCUUCUCAAUGUAUAAUUCUUCCAAUCUUUUCUUUUGCACAGUGCAUUGUGCAGUUUUGUAUUAGAAGCAUCUCUCCAUCCCCUCUUUCUUGGUCUAUCUAUAUAUCUAUAUGUGAGCUCUGCUUGACUCUUGAUAUUUCACAUAAAACAUGGCCGUGGCUAUCCACAGGAUCAGUCAAUUGAUUUCCAAACUUUGCGUGUAGAAAGCCAGAAUUGUUGGUGUAAUUAGGUAUGACAAAAAUGUGGCCUCUUAUCAAGAGGCGGAAAUUUGUUGUGUCCAUCAGUAGGACAAUGUGGGAAGCUCCGGAUAUGUUCAGCUCAAGAUCUCUACCUGUCAGCCUGUUGCUCAGCUACUUGACUUGCUAUAUGCAUGUAUUAUGUAAAUCCAGGAAUCGAUUUCCAAUUAUGGUUUCUUAUGGUUGUAGCUCUUGUAUUGCCUGUAUCUCAUAAAAUGAUCUUCAGUCUGAUUUUAAUCAUCAUGGAGUUCAUUGUGAUACCGAGGUGUGCUAUCAAAGACAGCUUUUUUGUUGUCUCAAGUAAAUUUGCUUUUGUUGAAAGCAUAUUUCUCUUUUUCUACGAUUUGGGUUUGCCUGGAAGCCUAUAGAUAAGUUUCUUUACCUGCUUCGGAAUAUAUCAAUUUUGAAGGAGGAAGGUGCUAUUCCAUUCAUUUUGUUGUGAUGUUUCGGUGAAAGCUGGUGCAUGCAGGAAUCUAGUCAAUAUGCUUCAAUAUUUUGAGGAUUAUAUUUUGGAUCCACGGAAACAAGAGGUGAGGGCUUAAAGAAUAUAAGUUUGACAACAACACAGAUACAAGAAAAGAACACUUUGAGUCAAAGAUGGUGUUUCUAGCUACAAGGGGCUGAACCAAGACAAUAAAUUACAGCAAAGUACAGAUUUGGUUGUAUAUGCUUAUAAAGCAUUCCGUGUAUGUGUGUUGAUCAUAUUUCCUUCUAUUUGUGACAAUCUGGUGUUUCCAAGGCUGUAUCUGAAACUUUAGACAUAAGCAAGAUCAUCCGUGGGCGGAUUUAGAAGGUAGCUGUGUGUGACUGCAUUUUUUUGGGCUUAAUCCCCAGUUAAAACUGGUUUUUACAACUAGCAGUGUGUUUGUUUUCCUA